This is a messenger RNA of Haemonchus placei, 804 nucleotides long. The record is from the annotation of a GenBank genome assembly. NCBI's taxonomy places the organism in Eukaryota, Metazoa, Nematoda, Chromadorea, Rhabditida, Trichostrongylidae.
AUGAGCUCUGUAUCCCCGACGUCAGAUUCUGCCUUGGCUUCAAAGUACUGUGACAGCCCUUCGAGCAAUGGAUCAGCCUAUUCAAGCAUACUGGAUCGUCUUGGUAAAGAGGAAAGUCUUCCCUCAUACGCUAAGUUUAUUAUUGGUGUUUUGAUUGAGACUAAAGAGGAAAUCUCUGAACUGAAUCGUCGUUGCAAUGCUAUUCUUCUGGAGAAUAAAGUUCUCAAAGAGGAAAAUGAUUCCCUGAAGUCUCAACUUGGGAAAUUGCUGUCAUCUUUCAAAGUCAUUGAUUCAAAAGCGGAUCGUUCUGGUCUUAGUCUGCCGCCGGAUGCUGAUAGGAAGCCAUUGGAAAUCGAUUAUGAUCUCAAGCGCUCGAUAGUGGUCGCGGACGUUCCGGAAAGUCAACGGCCUGGUGCCGUGGAUCGUGCUCGUCAUGACCUUCAAUGCGUCUCGACUCUUCUUAACUAUCUAGACGUUGAGUAUUUUCCUUCUCUCGUCUAUCGCAUGGGUGAAGAGAGUAGCUCUCAACCGAGACUUCUUAAAGUAGUGCUUCCUACUGCCCGCUCUCAAAGAGAAGCGGUCAGAAAGGCCCCUCGCCUACGGUUUCUUCCUCAUGGGAAGGUUUACAUCCGCUCUUUCCUGACAAGAGAGGAAAGAAUGCGUAGGCGAGAGGCGCGUAAGGUAGGGUCUGUCUGUCUUAAUGAUUCUAUGGCUCAUCAAACCCAACGUAUUGAUUCAACAGAUAGAUGCUGUAAUGUUGAUACUGAAACUGCUCUUGAAUCCACACCGCAGGGAAACCUCUGA